GAAGCUCUGCUAAUUUUUUUGUCCCCCAGAUCUCUCUCCCCGCGCGCGACGAGGACCGACGGACCGCCGGCGCUCUCGGAAUCUCGAUCGGUCCUUCUCCGAUUCCGAUUCGCGGCGGCUGCGCCUUUUCGAUCGGGAAAAGGGCCCUUGGCGAUCGCCUCCCGAUCGAUGCUUUUUGAUGGCCGAUCGCAUCCGCUCGCUUUACAGUUUUCCUGUUGUGGCUUGAAUGAAAAGGAAAUGAGCCUUCACAGGUGUGAGGAGAUGAGCAAAAGUAGUCUCGCUUUUGUUUUCCCUAAACGAAUGGACCACCUUCCUUAGGAGUAAGGAUGGACUUUCGAGACCAUUUCCUAUUCUCAAGUCUAAGCUGACUAGGAAGGAAUUGUCGGUGGACUUGGAAAUGCUUGUACGGGCCAAUCUGAAUGGGGUUCUGCUUGUAAAAGAUCUAGUUCUCUUGUAAUGCAAUCGGCUAAUGAGACAAGGGAGAAGAAGUUGAAGAGAUUCGGGUCAUUCUGCAAUAUGCCUCUAACUGACAGCACAGCUGCACAAGCAAUUGACGACUGUCUUCUUUUCCCGGUCGAGGAAAUAGUACAAUAUCCCUUGCCUGGAUAUGGUGUACCAACGUCAAUCACUUUCAGCCCUGAUGAUACUCUCGUCGCUUAUUUGUUCAGUCCUGAUCAGACUUUAAAUAGGAAGGUUUUUGCAUUUGAUCUCAAGAGUAGCAAGCAAGAUUUAUUUUUCAGUCCCUCAGAUGGUGGGCUUGAUGAGAAUAACAUUUCUCCAGAAGAAAAGUUGAGAAGGGAGAGAUUGAGGGAGCGUGGUCUGGGAGUAACACGAUACGAAUGGAUUAAGACAAACUCAAAGAAGAAGGCGCUUAUGGUGCCUUUGCCAGCCGGGGUUUAUAUUCAGGAUCUCUCUAGCUCAAAACCAGAGCUUAAGCUUCCAAGCGCAUCAUCCUCACCGAUUAUUGAUCCACACAUCUCUCCAGAUGGUACCAUGAUUUCUUUUGUUAGAGAUAGAGAAUUGCACAUUCUAAACCUCCUACACAACGAACAAUGUCAGCUAACUGAUGGUGCCAUUGAUAAUGCUAUGACUCAUGGGCUCGCUGAGUACAUAGCUCAGGAAGAGAUGGAUCGUAAAAAUGGGUACUGGUGGUCACUGGACAGCAGGUUCAUUGCAUUCACAGAAGUUGACACUUCUAACGUACCUUUCUUCAGGAUAAUGCAUCAAGGUAAAAGCUCAGUGGGUCCAGAGGCACAAGAAGAUCAUGCUUACCCCUUCGCAGGAGCUGUAAAUGUUAAAGUUCGUCUUGGGGUAGUUUCCUCUAGUGGAGGUCCUGUUACUUGGAUGGAUCUUCAAUGUGGAGGAACAAAUGAGUUAGACAAUGAGGAGGAAUAUUUGGCCCGAGUCAACUGGAUGCAUGGAAAUAUUCUGACUGCUCAGGUCUUAAACAGGUCACAUAGCAAAUUGAAGAUGCUUAAGUUUGAUAUUAAGACGGGCCAAGGAAAAGUUGUACUGGUGGAAGAACAGAGUACAUGGAUUAACUUGCAUGACUGCUUCACUCCUCUAGACAAAGGAAUAGCCAAAUUUUCUGGGGGAUUUAUAUGGGCGAGUGAAAGAACGGGAUUUAGACAUCUUUAUUUGCACGACUCGAAUGGGACUUGCCUAGGACCUAUCACGGAAGGUGACUGGAUGGUUGAGCAACUUGCAGGUGUAAAUGAAGCUGCAGGACUUGUAUACUUUACAGGAACUCUAGAUGGACCCCUGGAACAGCACUUAUAUUCAACUAAACUUUUCCCAGACAAGAAUAGUCCUGUGCCAGCUCCAAAGAGAUUAACCAAUGGAAAAGGAAAACAUGUGGUUGUGCUUGAUCAUCACCUGCGGAAUUUUGUUGAUAUUCACGAUUCUCUCACUUCUCCCCCUAGGGUGUCACUGUGCUCCUUGCAUGAUGGCAACAGAAUGUUGCCAGUGUAUGAGCCUCCAUUGACCAUACCAAGGUUGAAAAAGCUGCAGCUUGAGCCUCCAGAGAUCAUGCAAAUACAGGGAAAUGAUGGGACUGUGCUAUAUGGAGCUCUGUACAAACCUGAUGUAGCAAAAUUUGGACCCCCACCUUACAAGACCAUGAUAGCUGUGUAUGGAGGCCCAUGCGUACAAUUUGUCUGUGAUUCAUGGGCAAAUGCAGUUGACAUGAAGGCACAGUAUUUGAGAAGCAAAGGCAUCUUAGUUUGGAAGUUAGAUAACCGAGGCACCGCUAGGCGUGGUCUGAAGUUCGAAGGUGCUCUUAAACAGAACUUUGGCCACAUUGACGUCGAGGAUCAGGUGUCCGGAGCCGAAUGGCUUGUCAAAGAAGGGCUAGCUCAAGCCGGUCGGAUCGGAAUAUAUGGUUGGAGUUAUGGUGGGUAUCUAUCUGCCAUGGCAUUGGCCAGAUGUCCCGACGUCUUCUGCUGCGCCGUGUCCGGUGCCCCGGUGACAUCCUGGGACGGAUACGACACGUUCUACACCGAGAAGUACAUGGGGCUUCCUUCCGCUAAUCAGGAAAGCUACAAAUCCAGCUCGGUCAUGCAUCACGUGGACAACAUGACAGGGAGGCUACUGUUGGUCCACGGCAUGAUCGACGAGAACGUGCAUUUCAGGCACACGGCCCGGCUGGUGAACGCGCUCGUCGAGGCGGGGAAGCGGUACGAGCUAUUGAUCUUCCCGGACGAGCGGCACAUGCCGCGGCGGCGGAGGGACCGGAUCUACAUGGAGGAGAGAAUCUGGGAGUUCAUUGAGAGGAGCCUGUGAAGUAUCAUUUUUCUUUUUCCCCCUUUAAAUUCUUGUUCAUCUUCUUUUCUUCGUUGCUCACUGAAGGCGAAUGGUAGCAGAGUUUCUCU
Messenger RNA from Syzygium oleosum, 2870 nucleotides. RefSeq lists its product as uncharacterized. Lineage: Eukaryota; Viridiplantae; Streptophyta; Magnoliopsida; Myrtales; Myrtaceae. The coding region runs from base 457 to 2781 and encodes 774 amino acids. The transcript has 7 exons. Gene Ontology annotation, molecular function: dipeptidyl-peptidase activity; serine-type peptidase activity. Gene Ontology annotation, biological process: proteolysis. The record is from RefSeq and is a predicted model, not a curated record.